Messenger RNA from Salvia splendens (bonfire salvia), 2221 nucleotides. RefSeq names its product ankyrin repeat-containing protein BDA1. Bases 226 to 798 code for a protein of 190 amino acids. The transcript is spliced from 2 exons. Gene Ontology annotation, molecular function: protein binding. Gene Ontology annotation, cellular component: plasma membrane. The record is from RefSeq and is a predicted model, not a curated record. NCBI's taxonomy places the organism in Eukaryota, Viridiplantae, Streptophyta, Magnoliopsida, Lamiales, Lamiaceae.
GCGGUGUGUGGACAUCGAUCUUUUGUGAACAAGUAUAAGAAGAGGAUAAGAAGAAGAAGAAAACAUAAACUACAUAAAAAAAGAGAGAAAGAAUUAGUGGGAGAAAAAAAUGGUGAGUGAAGAAGUAGAGAAGAAACUCUACAAAGCUGCAUCAAAAUGGGAUGUAAAAAUACUUGUGCAACUAGUUGAAGAAGAUCCAUAUCUUGUUCAUGGAUUCUCGUUUCCAUGUUCAAGAAACCUUCUACAUAUAGCAGCGAUGCAUGGACAAACAGCCUUGUCGAAGAAGUUUUGGAGCGUAAUCCGAGGCUAGCGCCGAGUUCAGACUCCCAAAAUUCGUCGCCUCUUCACAUUGCCGUAGAUGAAGGGGACCUUGAAAUCACAAAAAGGUUGAUGUCAGUAGCACCGAAGAUGUGCUGGUGGCGGGACGAUCAAGGGAUGAAUCCGAUUCAUGUUGCGGCCGUAAAAGGGCAUGUUUUGAUAUUGGAGGAGCUUCUUCGACCGGAUCUAUUUCCUGCCCGGGAGACAGUGCAUGGCAGGCAGACCGUGUUGCACUUGUGCGUGAAACAGUUUCAAUUCGAGACGUUGAAGGUUUUGGUGGAAAAGUUGGGGGACUUAGUUUGUGAAAAGGAUGGUAAUGGUGAGACACUCUUGCAUUUGGCUGUUAGAUCCAAUCAGCUUAAGAUUGUAGAACACUUGGUGGAAAGUAGAAAAAUAAAGAGUCUAGCAACGUAUUCGAGUGGCAAAACAGCAUUGGAUAUCUUGCGUGAGAGCUUUCACGACACAAAUACAUUUACAUAAAUGAGAAGAAUCUUGCAACGUUUCGAUUCUCUGUCAAUGGUCAAACAGUUCCCCAAGUUGAUCGAAAUGGCAAUGGUGGUGGUGAUUCUAAUAGCCACGAUGGCGUUCCAGGCGGCGGUCAACCCUCCAGGGGCGUGUGGCAGGAUGACUCGCCAUCACCCAACCCCCAGGGGGCGUGUGGCAGGAAGGCGCGCCAUCACUUCCCCCAGGGGGCGUGUGGCAGGAAGUCAAGCCAUCACAUGUCGCGGGCAGAGCAGUGAUGGCAACCACUAAUCCCAGACUAUAUAAACACUUCAUUGUUGCUACCAACACGGCAUUUCAUCCAUGAUCACAAUCGUCCUCAUCAGCACGGGAGCGCCACAAGUAGAUUUUAUCUUCCUGGCAAUCACGACUUAUUCGAUGUGGGUGUCGAUUGCGUCUAUUGGAGUGAGCUAUGGGGUUUCAUUACUCAUGACCAAUCCUAUGGAAACAAAAUUAGUUUCCGAAAUAGCCACCAUAGUAGUAGGUGUGUUCGUCAGCAUCUAUAUAUUGUUGGUCAUCUACUUCCCCAUACACACCAAGGUUUUGGGGGGGCUUAAACAAACAGAGACACAAAUACAUAGCUUCCUGCAAGAUCUUGAUGGUGCUCCCGACAGCUUUUCCAAACGUGCUACUGUUUCAUUGUGUUUAAAAAUACAAAGAUGGGUUGGAGUUCUUACCACCGGUAAUUGAAGAUAUACCCAAUGCUUCAAUGUAAUAGAGAGUCGAGCGUAAUUAUAAGCUCCAUUUCGGGUUUUCUUUAUUGGUUCUUUCCCGGAAUGCAAAAGAGAGUCGAACCAAUCGUAGGAUUAAGUCUUAAAGACCUUAUAUUCAUAAACAACUUAAGAAAUCACAAGACUCCUGAUAAGGCUAAUUUCAUGCAUUGAUUAAAGGGUUGAAUUCGUCUAUUUACGGGGUCUAACACAUCUUUUUAAGCUAGGUGUGUAGAAAGUUCGCCAGGUCCAGGAAGAAGAGAGGACAAUUGCAUGACCCAAGGAAUCUGGCGAAUAAGUGAGCAUUGUGGAGAAAAAUGACUAGACGGGGGAGAUCACGAAGCUGAAGGGCAGAAUGGAGAUUUCUGCGAAGGCUUCUAGAAGAUCAAACCCGCACCUAUAUAAGGAAGAGAGCAUACAAUCUAAGGGGAGGACUUUUUUUUGGGCACUUUGCUCUUGGCUCUCUUAGCUCACUCACUUCCACACACUUAGGGGGACUGUUCGGGAAUUUGUAGGGGUUCGGGUCAUUUCAUUUGCUGUUUGAUGUUGGGUAACACCGUCCUUGUGUAGGGCGAAGAUAUAAUUAUUUGCUUUCGUUUUAUUUGUCGUCGUGAAUUUCACCGAGCUUCGCUGUUCGAAGCUCGGCCCUGUUUUAUGUUGAAAUCUCGUUAUCUAUGCAUUUUCUGUUUUCA